This is a messenger RNA of Symbiodinium necroappetens, 4602 nucleotides long. Lineage: Eukaryota; Dinophyceae; Suessiales; Symbiodiniaceae. The record is from the annotation of a GenBank genome assembly.
AUGGAAGGGCCACGCAGUACCAGAAAUGGCUUUUUGCGGAGAGAGCCUGGUGUGGACGAGCCGAGUUGCGCUCAGCCAAACGAAGAACUUGAGGUUCUCAGAACCAACUGCAUCCUUGUGGGCAGAGACCUGCUGGCUCCUCUGGUCGAAAGCACUUACACGCCAACGAGAUGUAUGCAUUGCAUGCCGGCAUCUGGAGCUCUGCUUCGACAGGUCCUGCGCACUGGCUUGCUGGAAUGCGAAGAGCUUUGUGAGCAGGACACAGGCUGCAGAGGCUUCGACUACGACACUAUUCGCGGCCUUUGCAGAACUUUCGGCAUUUGCCCGAGUUCCGCCAGAACCAAUCAAAAUGGAUGCCAGUGGACGAUCUACGAUCAGCCCAGCGAGGGCCUGUCCAAUUUGGCCCAUGUGCGAGAGCAGAAUACGAGCUUGACGGUCCUGCAAGCGGACGUGGAUGCCCUUGCAGUAGAUUCGUCAAGCCGCCUCACGCUCGCAGCCAGUCAGCAGCAGAAGCCAGCGAAGACAAGCACCAUGUACCGGUCACUUUCUGAUGACUUCAACGUCGUGCUCCGCUCUUUUUCCGUGGUUGCAGUUGCGGAGCUGUUCGACAAAACUUGGUUCGUUGCUUUGAUUUGUGCCAUGAAUUACGGCAAAAGCCGUGCUUUCAUUGGUGCGUAUGUGGCCUUAGUCGUGCACGUGCUGUUGGCAGCAGCACUGGGUGUGGCCAUUGCUCAGCUGUUCUCGGUCACAGUACUUUGCUUUACCACGGCCACCGUCUUUUUGCUUUUGGCUCUCGCCUAUCUCACUGAGUUUCUCCGAGCAGGGAGUGAUGAUGAUGUCAUUCAGGAGCGAACAGGCGAAGCCAAGGAGGCAUUGCAAGAUCAAGGUGGGAAAACAGAGCAGGCUUGGAAGGAUAUUGUUCUGCGGGUCUUCAUCGCAGUCUUCGUGGCUGAAUGGGGCGACAGGACGCAGGUGGCAAUGGUGACACUCCACUCUUCGGCGCCCUGGAUUCCAGUCUGCAUCGGCUCAAUGAUUGCAUUCCUUGUCCUGACCCUCUCUGCAGUCCUUUCCACAGAGUCAACGACAUCUCUGUUUGAGGUUAAUGCUUCGAGCACCACUCGGCGACCGCAACAAGCGGUUGCCAUUAGCGAUGCAGUGGAGCCCGUCUCGGACACCCUCAUCGCGGCUUUCGUGCUGCUGACUUCGUUGGUCGUGUGUCUUUGUGUCGAUGGGGGCGCUGCUGCAGUGGUCAAUGUCAGAGCUCCAAUCAUCGCAUCGACGACAGUGCAGAAGGCCAACGCAUCUGCCAGGAUACUUAUUCGUGAUGGCGACUCCGUUUCUGCGCUGGCUGAAGCUACCUGCCACCAUCUCCAGUCAGUUGGUGCAGGUGGCUGCCAGCAGGGGGAGUUGACAGACAUACAGGAGUCUUUGCGGACCUUGACUGAAGACUUCAGCAAGGUGAGUCCGGGAGAGCAGAUUCUGAAACAGCUCCAUCUAGGUUGGGACCUUCUGCUUACACACAGGGCCCCAGAAGAAGCUCGUCUUCAUUUUGUGACUGUUUUGUCACGAUUCCCCAAGAGCCGGUACCUGCUUCGAGAGCUCGCUGCCGCAUCAACGCUGGCAUUUGUGCUGCCUCGUGCUGGUGAUUCAAACGUUCUGCACUGGGGCCAUAAUGGCACAUGGGCGCACGCCUCACCGCCAAGUUCAACAGGCUUGGCUGAGGCCUUUGAUGGCUGGGAGGCAUAUUCCAUGAUUCGAUUUCACCCGCCCUUCAUGUUCUUGAGCGAGGAGGAGCCGGAGCUCCUUGCUGUCCACAUGCCAUCACACGGAUUCUUUCCGUGUGGAGAAAUUCGCCCAACUGACAGCAAUGUUGGUCUGUUGGGUCUUGUGUACGAGCACAGAUUGAGACAUGACAAGCUUCUAAUUGAAUUGCUACGAAGCAAAAAUCUGAUAUCAAAUGCAAUCGCUCAAGGUGCACUAGUGGCCUAUGAUCGUGUGCUCGGUGCAGCAGAACGUGUGGAGGGUGGGUUUCUCCGUCCGACUGACGAGCACUGGCACAGUCUGUAUCCGUUCCACAAUCGCCGACUCUACGUUCAUCCGAGCCCGCGCCUUGCGCUACCAGCAUUGACUCCAUAUCCAGAGCUUCAAAUUCGGCUAUUGCAUAGCCAAGCUCCACCCUCGAAGCGCUCAAGCCGAGCCGGUGGAUUUCUGGCAACCGGGGGUGUGCUAGUUGUUGACGACCUCCUGACACAGGAUGCCUUACUGCAGCUGCGGAGCUUUGCCGAGCUGUCGACCAUCUGGUACCAGGAGCGACCGCACUAUCUGGGUGCCGGGUUUAGCACGGGCUUUGCGUCGCCGCUGCUCUCGCAGAUCGCAGAAGAAUUGCGGGGCUUGCUUGCCGAUGUUCUGUGCGACCUGCCGCUGGCAAAUGUGUGGGCAUUUAAGUAUGAUGAUGAGUCUGAAACCGGAAUCGACCUGCAUGCAGAUGCUGCCGCAGUGAACGUAAAUCUGUGGAUUACGCCAGAUGAAGUUAAUCUCGACAAUUCCAGCGGCGGACUUGUAAUCUUCGAUGCCUCUGUGGAUGAGCACAGUUCGUCCUUUGAGUCGUUCAACCAGAUGGAUUCUGACAAAAACCGCCUCUUGUCGGACCUGCUUGGCGAGUCAGAGUAUGCAAACAUCACCGCGAACGCCGCCAAGAACACGAUCACGACGCUGCCUGGAGAGUCAGAGCGUGCAGCCGGCGAUGCGCUGACAGCAUUCGAUCGGCCUCAACAGUCACUUGUCAAUAAGUUUCCACUCAUAGUCUUUGCCAUGGGCUGUUUUGCAAGCAAAAAGCCGGACCCAGCAAAGAACGAUCAGGAAGAAAGAUUACCGGAAGAUGAUGAAGAGACGAACCAGCUCAUCGAAGCGAUCGCCCAAAGAAUCGUGGGCAUUCGCGCGAAAGCCGAGGACUACAGCGCGCAGCUGCAAGCCCAAGUCGCGGAAAUCGAAAACUCGAAGCUGGGCAUUCUGGAAGAGCAGCCCGUCAGAGUCAACGGCGUGGUCACGGUCGGCUACGAGCCAGAAAGCUCCACUCCAGAAGUCCCUUUGCUCGAAGCGAGAGAAGGGCAGGAGAUAGAAAUUUUGGUCCGUGAGAUGGGAGGCUGGGCGUACUGUCGCCGCAUUGGCGACAAGACGCCGGGCUGGUUGCCAGCGGAUCGAAUAGCGGAGUUGGCCCAGCUGAUCGCAGAUCAUGAAGUUGGUGAUGCAGAAGGACUGUUGAACCUCAAGCUUGGCGAUGUAGUGGAGAUAUACACAACAUGGCGGCACAUCAGAAAGCUUCCACGAAAAAUCGUCGGUGUAGCCAGCCUUAGCCUUUCCAUGUGCCGAUCUGGCCUGGGCCCAGCCAUGGCAGAGAAGAUUUCCAGCUCCAGCUCGAGCUCUUCCUCAGGUUCGAGCUCCGGCUCCAACACCAAAGCUUCAAUGCAGGCCAGAAUAGCUGAGAAGAUGGCCCAGCGAGACAAUGCAGAAAAUGCAUGGAUGGGUUGGAUAUGUCCAUGCGGAGGGAAGAAUUUGACAAUGAAGGCACGCUGUACAGUCUGUGGCGCUGUCAAGCCAUUGAGUGCCCACCAGAGGGGUGUUGGUCAAGCUGCUGCUGCUAUAGAGCGAGCUCGGCUGCCAAGCAGAAGCCGCAGCAAAAGCCUGUGCAGACCGAAGAGACGCAGCCACAGCCAUCAAAGACAUCGCGACCAAAGCCAUCACAGACAGCGCGGCCACAGAGAUCACAGACAUCGCGGCCGCGAUAAAUCAUCAAGCAGCAGUUCAUCUUCUGGUGGGCUUGUGGCACAAGAUAAGCCAGAAGAUGUGACGGAUGCAAAGCGCGAAGCUAUGCAGCACAUACAAGACAUCAAAGAGAUGACCGACGGGCAGGAGAAACAGAAGGCUUUUCGAAAGCUGCUGCGAGAAUGGCAUCCAGACAAGAAUCCGGAAAGGGUCAAGAUGGCGACGGAAGUCUUCCAAUUUCUGCAAAAAGUCGUCAGUCGGCAUUACAGCGGCUGGGCACAGUGCCGUUUGUGGACUGGCCCGCAGCUUCCUGGAUCAACCAACGACAGGCAGAUUGGUUGGCUAACCGAUGCCUACCUGCAAGACAACCGCUCGGAAGCCAUGCUUGCGUCCAAAUGGCAUCGGCUCGUUCUGCAAGCGUUGGAGGAGGUGGUGGCGUAUGCAGUGCAGCUGGAGACAUACCUCGCACAGGCCAAGCCAGAAGAUCGCAGUGCUGAUCCCGAGUGGAUGGAGAAGUGCAUGCAGUUCUGCUUGUAUCUCGGAACCGAGUUGCAGCAGAUUACCGAUGCCUUGUCGCAGCACGGUCUCUCACAAAACGCAGCGGGCAAGUAUGCCACUGCUAGCUGUGAGGUCGUUGGAAACAGUGAGCACGAGCUCAGCGUGGCUCAGGGCGCACGUGUCCUCGUCAUAGAUGCAGACAACGCGGACUGGAUCUGGUGCAGAGCCGAGGACGGGUUUUCUGAAGGUUGGGUGCCACGAUCUUUCUUAGAAAUGGAGCCUGGCAGCCCGGCAGAUGCCGUCACCAAGGACACGUUCACUGUUCAAGCAUAUUUGAGCUGA